AUGGCUCCCAUUAAACGAAAGGCUCAGACCGAGGAGCGCGAUGUGAAGCGCUCCAAGGCUGAUAGCACAGCGGAUGCCCCUGUGAAAAAGAGGCAACCCACAGAGUCUAAGGAACAGGGCGACCGAAACCCAGUCAAGGCCUCGAUCUUGUCGCAAGAAGAGCGCGCUUUUCCUCGUGGUGGUGCGAGCGUCUUGACCCCUCUGGAACACAAGCAGAUCAAGAUCCAGGCCGAACGCGACGUCCUUUUCGAGCAAUCCGGAGGCAAGAAGCAAAAGUCCGACGACUAUUCAGACAGCGAGAAUGAGGAUGCUGCCGGUGGUGCCGAAGGUGGAGCCGCACCCAAGAAGAAGAGAAAGACAAAGGCCGACAAGAGAGCUGCUAAAGCUGCAGAAGACGACAAGCCUCAGAUCAAGAUCCACGGUCUGAGCUACAAGAACCUGGCUGUAGGCACUCUCGUACUCGGUCAAGUCACCGACAUCACAUCCCGCGACGUUGCUCUCGCUCUACCCAACAACCUCACAGGAUUUAUCCCCUUGACGGCAAUCUCGGACAGGGUUAACCAAAAGAUUGAGGCUCUGCUGGCCCAGGCCGACGAGGAUGUCAAGGACGAGAGCGAAGACGAAGACGACGAUGACCUCGACCUGAAGUCGCUAUUCCACGUUGGACAGUGGCUCCGAGCCAUCGUCACCUCGACCGCCGAUGAGACAGCCGCCAACGGAACCCGCAAAUCAAAGAAGAGAAUCGAACUGUCGGUCGACCCGAAACAAGCAAACCUUGGUCUCUCGACCUCAAAUCUUCCUGUUCACUCGACCCUGCAGGCCUCGGUUCGCAGUAUUGAAGACCACGGUCUGGUCAUGGAUCUGGGCCUGGACGACGAGUCUGUCAGAGGCUUCGUGUCCAAGAAAGAGCUAGGAAAGGUUUUCGACAUCUCGAAGAUGCACGAGGGUCAGGUUAUGCUUUGUGUUGUCACUGGCAAGGCUUCGGAUAACAAGGUCAUCAAGUUGGCUCCUGAUUUUACAAAGAUGGGAGACAUCACAAAGCACUGUCUGUCGGAUGCUCCUACCAUCGAUGCUUUCCUGCCUGGUACUGCUGUUGAGGUUCUGGUUACCGAAUCAAGCCGCGGAGGUAUCGCUACAAAGGUUAUGGGUAUGCUCGAUGCAACCGCCGAUGUCAUCCACUCUGGUGCUGGUGCCCGCGUAGACGAUGUGUCAAAGAAGUACAAGAUUGGUUCAAAGGUCAAGGCUCGUGUCAUCUGCACUUUCCACUCAAACGACUCCAAGAAGAUCGGCAUCUCCUUCCUCGAUCACGCCGAUAAGAUCGGUGCCUCCUCGAUCGUUGAAGAUGCUCAGGUUGUCCACGUUGAGCCUGCCAUGGGUCUGUUCUUCAAGCUCACAGGCUCUUCGAAUCCUGGUUUCGCUCACAUUUCCAGAAUCUCCGACAAGAAGGUUGAUAAUCUCAACGAAACCAUUGGCCAAUACAAGCUCGAAUCUACCCACCGCGCCAGAGUCCUUGGCUUCAAUCCCGUCGAUGGUGUCUACAACGUAUCUCUUGAGCAGAAGAUUUUGGACCAACCCUUCCUUCGUAUCGAAGAUGUUGAAGUCGGUCAAGUUGUCAAGGCUACCGUCAUGAAGAUUAUCUUGGGAGCCAAGGGUAUCACUGGUGUCCUUGUUCAGCUUGCUGAUGGUAUUGACGGUCUGGUUCCCGAAUCACACAUGGCCGACGUAAAGCUGCAACAUCCCGAAAAGAAGUUCAGAGAGGGCUUCCCCGUCACUGCCCGGGUCCUCACAGUGGACCCCGAGAGAAAUCAAAUUCGUUUGACUCUGAAGAAGACUCUCGUCAAUGCUGAUGCCAAGAUCUGGAAAGCAUACGAAGACAUCAACGUUGGAGACGAAGCCCCCGGUACCAUCAUCAAUAUCAAGCCCAACGGUGCAGUUGUCCAAUUCUACGGCAGAAUCAGAGCAUGGCUCCCCGUUGCCGAGAUGAGCGAAGCAUACAUUGCAGAUCCCUCUCAGCACUUCAGACAAGGGCAAACUGUCAUGGUUCAUGCCAUCUCUGUCGACGCUGAGGCCAACGAGCUCAAGGUCUCCUGCAAGGACGCCUCUGCUUUCGGCAAGGACGAGGAGUCUGCCUGGACCGACCUGAAGGAAGCCCAACUCAUCAAUGCUUCUGUAACCGAGGUCACCGGUGAGAGCGUCAUGCUUGAUCUGGAAGGCUCAAACCUCAAGGGAACGCUUCGUCUGGCACACCUUACCGACGGAUCAGACGCAAAGAACAAGUCAACCUUGAAGCAGAUCAGAGUCGGCCAAAAGCUCAACGAGCUUGUUGUCUUGGAAAAGCUAGACAGAAGACAUUUGGUUAUCCUGAGUAACAAGCCUAGCUUGGUCAAGGCCGCCCACUCAAAGACUCUUGUCAACCAGUUCAAGAGUCUGUCACAAGGUCAGGAGGUCAGCGGUUUCGUACGAAACAUUACACCUGAUGGUGUGUUUGUCGAGUUUGCUGCUGGUCUUGUCGGUUUCAUGCCCAAGACUCAGAUCACAGAGGAGAAGCUCGCUUUGCCCGCCUUUGGUCUGCGCAAGGACCAGUCCAUCUCCACUAGAAUUCUCUCUGUCAACAACGACUCCAAGCGCUUUGUGUUGACCACCCGUACUGAGCAGAGGAAGGAGGAGAAGCCUCAAGCCGCUGUACCCACCACCGUUACUAACCCUGUCGAUGGAGUCUCUACCUCGCUCACCGAUUUCACUCUUGGUAAAGAGACCCAAGCACGCAUCGUCUCAAUCAAGGACACUCAGCUCAACGUUUUGCUCGCCGACAAUAUCCAAGGUCGCAUCGACGUUUCUGAGGUUUUCAACAGCUGGGAGGACAUCAAGGAUCGCAAGAAGCCCCUGCAAAAGUUCAAGGCCAAGCAGGUCAUUCCCGUCAAGGUCCUCGGUAUCCACGAUGCUCGCAACCACCGCUUCCUACCCAUUACACACCGCCACUCUCGCGUCCCUGUUCUUGAGCUUACCGCCAAGACCAACUCAUCUCUGAAGUCAGAGUCUGAUAUCCUGACUCUUGACCAGGUCGAGGUCGACUCUACCUGGAUCGCAUACGUCAACAACAUCGGUGACAAGUGCUUGUGGGCUAACUUGUCUCCCAACGUCCGUGGUCGUAUUGACUUGCUCGAUGUUUCGGACGAUGUCUCUCUCCUUCAGGACAUCUCCAAGAAUUUCCCUGUCGGCUCUGCUAUCCGUGUCAAGGUCAAGAGCGUCGAUGCUGCCAUCAACCGUCUUGAUCUCGUUGCCGCUUCUGCUGCUUCAACUGCUCCUGUCACCCUCAAGACUCUUACAGAUGGUCAAAUUCUUGCAGGAAAGGUCACCAAGGUUAGCGAGCGCAACGUCAUUGUCCAGCUCAGCGACUCUGUCUCUGGCAUCGUCACCUUGACCGAGUUGUCAGACGACUUUACUGAGGCCAACCCUACUACCCAUACCAGAGGUGAUAUUGUUCGUGUCUGCGUCUCUGCCGUCGAUCUCCCCAACAAGCGUGUCUACCUCAGCAUGCGUCCUUCCAAGGUCCUGAGUUCCGCACUACCCGUUGAGGACCGUCAGAUCACCGCCAUCCCUCAGCUGGUUGUCAACGAUGUUGUUCGUGGUUUCGUCAAGGCCGUCACCGACAAGGGUGUCAUCGUCAACCUUGGUCCUCGUGUCGAUGCCUUCGUUCGUGUCUCUGACUUGUCAGACCAGUUCGUCAAGGACUGGAAGUCAGCUGUCGAAAUUGAUCAGCUCGUCAAGGGAAAGAUCCUGCAAGUCGACGCAACUCUCAACCACGUUCAGAUGAGCUUGAAGCAGUCUCACGUCGACAAGGACUAUGUUCCUGCCAACUCUUUCGCCGACCUCAAGGUUGGUCAAUUUGUCACUGGUAAGGUUAGAAAGGUCGAGGAUUUUGGUGUCUUCAUCGAUGUCGACAACACUAUUCCUCGGGUCAGUGGUCUGUGCCACAAGAGUCAGAUCGCCGACUCUGCCGUCGAGGACGUUAAGAAGCUCUACGAUGCUGGUGAUCUCGUCAAGGCCAAGGUCUUGCACAUUGAUCGCGAGAAGCGCCGUAUCAGUUUCGGUCUCAAGGCCUCAUACUUCAAGGACCUUGACGGUGAUGAGGAUAUGGAAGAUGAGGAUGAGGACGAUGAGUCGGACGGUGAGGGUGUGGCCCUUGAGGAUGAUGCCUCAGAGUCUGACGAUGGCGUUGAUGUCGACAUGUCCAACGUGCAAGACAUGGAGAGCGACGAGGACGCGGAGAUGAGCGAAGACGAUGCGCCUGCCACUCGCAAGUCUAUCCUCGGUGGCUUGACCACCUCCGGCUUCGAUUGGAGCGGUGCUGCAGCCCUCGACAACGACGGCGCCAUCUCAGACGCCGAAGAAGCCUCUGCACCACUCAAGAAGCGUAAGCGCAAGGCUGCCAUCCAAGUCGACCAGACCGGCGACCUCGACGCCAACGGCCCUCAAUCUGUGGCUGACUUUGAACGUAUUCUCCUCACCUCUCCUUCGGACUCAUCCCUCUGGAUCCAAUACAUGGCUUUCCAACUCGGUCUCUCCGAAGUACAGAAGGCCCGCGACAUUGGCCAACGCGCCCUGCGUACCAUCCACCUCCGCGAGCAAGACGAAAAGCAAAACAUCUGGGUCGCCCUCCUGAACUUGGAAGUCGCCUACGGAGACGCCGACACCGUCGAAGCCACCUUCAAAGAAUCCUGCGCCGUCCAAGAUUCCUUCACCAUGCACGAAAAGCUCGCCGCCAUCUACACAUCAUCCGGCGACUUCCGCGCCGCCGAAAAGAUCUUUGAGCAAAUGGCCUCUACAAAAUCUUUCCGUCCCAACCCCAACUUGUGGUUAAACUAUGCGACUUUCUUGUUCGAAAAGAGAGAUGCUGCUGAUCAGGCUCGUGCGCUUUUGCCUCGCGCACUGCAAUCAGUAGCUUCCCACGAUCACCGCAACUUGACUUCUAAAUUCGCAGCUCUCGAGUUCCGCACCAGCACAGGAGACCCGGAGCGCGCUCGCACAAUCUUCGAAUCCAUGCUUACACAAUGGACGAAAUGGACACAGGGCUGGGAUAUGUGGUGUGAUCUUGAACGCAGCCUUUCCAAAGCUUCUGACAAGAAAGAAGAUGCGGAGAGAGUGAGAGCUUUGUUCGAGAGAAUGGCCAAUGGCAAGAUGAAGAAGAGGAGAGCGAGGUUUGUGUUCAAGAGAUGGUUGGAGUUUGAAGAGGAGCAGGGGGAUGCCAAGCAUGUUGAGGCUGUCAAGGCUAGAGCAAAGGCUUUUGUGGAGAAGAUGCAGAAUGGAGAGGAUGAGGAUGACGAGUAGAAGUGUUGCAUUAGCACAGUCUUGUUGAUGGCUGUUAGACAAAAUUACGGCGUUUUUUUCUUUCUUUCUUCAGUUGCGUCAUUUUUGGAGUUGUUUAUACCUUUUUUUGUCCCCCUUCCCAAUACACUAUUUCUCUACUUGAUUCCAUGAGAGUGGAGCGUAUGCUCUAUUGUCCUUUUCCUACAUCUUGCAAUCUUUCACCAUGGUCGGCAUCCAC
This is a messenger RNA of Aureobasidium subglaciale EXF-2481, 5545 nucleotides long. RefSeq lists its product as uncharacterized. Gene Ontology annotation, molecular function: protein binding; RNA binding. Gene Ontology annotation, biological process: rRNA processing. NCBI's taxonomy places the organism in Eukaryota, Fungi, Ascomycota, Dothideomycetes, Dothideales, Saccotheciaceae. Gene Ontology annotation, cellular component: small-subunit processome; nucleolus. The transcript is spliced from 2 exons. The coding region runs from base 1 to 5328 and encodes 1775 amino acids. The record is from RefSeq and is a predicted model, not a curated record.